CCCACGAUAAUACCCUUUGCGAGUUACCAUCUUUGACUGAAAUUCAGUUAGAGCGUUUCUCCGCAGCAAUGGACCCGGCGAAGGUUCAAAACGGUCAACCAAUGCAGUUCCAGCUGCCAGGCCACGAGCACGCUGGUUAUUUUAUCGCCUCCGCUGCCGCCAUAGUUACGCCCUCAGCUAACUUCCUCUAUCCUGCUGCUAUCGACGAAACGGACUUAGAAACUAAAGGUGCCGACGCUUUAACCAAUCCUGGCACCACCUCUAGCCCUUCCCUGGGGAUUGCCGAGUUGGAUCAAUCAGCUUCACGUGCUGACACGGCGUCAGCAGAGUUUAAGCAUGCCAUCAGCCCGUGUCGCAACGAGUUUCGGCCAGCACGUCCUCUCAUUGGCCAAGCCACCGACAAGGCGAGCUCCACCUCUCUGGAUUCUGGACAUCUGGACUGGACACGUGUGUCGGCCUCACUGGUCGGCAGGGAGGUAGAGAACAAGGGAAGGGGUCAGGAAACGAUCUUAGACGUGGUUUGGGGAGGGCAGGAACGCGAGGAGCAAGAGUUAGGGUUCGAGAAUUUAUGCCUUGGGCAAUAUACGGACGGUUCGCGUGAUGCAGGUUUAGUUUUUAGUCCACUGGAUAUAGUGCUUUCUCGUAUGCGUGACGCUACAGUGAACUGUACAGUAAACAAAGGGAGUCGGUUACAGGCUGGAAGAAGUGGAGCCGAAAAGUGUGGGAGCCAUGCUGACGUGGAUAUGACAUGUGCAGGCGUGGAAGCUGCCAGGGAUGAUGAUGCUGAUGCUGAUGGUGACGUCAACAUUGAUGAUGAUGGUGGGGUUGAUGAGGUGGUAGGUGACGCAGCUGCUGAUACUUGUCCUGCUUCUGCUGCCCCUGGUGCGUGUGAUGCUAACGAGCCUGUGGAAUCUGCAACUGGUGCUUAUAACUCUGAUACGUGCCUGGGAUCUGAGCAUGGAAGCAGCAGCAAAUCCAUCGCAGGCAGAGGCCAGAACGCGCAAAGCAAGAGGCCUGGUAGGAGAGCAGCAGGGGGAGGGAAGAAGAGAGGAGGAGUGGAAAGAGGAGGUGGGGGAGGGAGAGGGGGAAGGGGAGGAGGAGGUGGAGCGUCGGAGAGUGUGUGGUCGUGCAUGCACGAGUUUGUUGCUCGGAACCCUGUUCAGGUGAAAGCCCAGAUAAUCUGUCGCCAUGCGGUGCCUUCCAGUUCCUUCCAUCGAUUCCUACCUGAUAGAACACCUGAACGGAAGUCAGAGUCGGUUAAAGGCAGGCCAGUUUCUGCUAAGACUGAGAGAGGAAAAGAGUUGGAUGCAGGACGAGGGCGAGGAGGAGGAGAGAAGGGAGCGGCAGAAGGGGAAAAGGGAAGUGGAGGCAAGUGGGGUGCCGGGGAGGUGGUGGUGCUGGUGGUGGGGGUGUUGGUGGAUGUGUUUGUGAGCAAGGAGGCAUGGUACAUGCCUGCCACGUGGAGGGGAGGGGCCGCCACUGCCUCAGUCCUCUCCCAUCUCUGCACUGAUUGGUCAACGCAUCCCUGUAACAAGCUACAAGAAUCGCAUUCUCCUAGGUGUCAGUUCUGUGAUCCCAGCCUGCCAGCCUGUGGUGUGCAUGGGUGCACGCUCCAUGGCUCCCUCAACUUCUGUUCACCUGUGUCCUCUUCAUCGGCCGAAGCCCCGUCUGCAGUGACACCGUCCACAGUCACACCACAUACAGUCACAUCUCCUACUAGUGACCCCUCAGAUUUCAGCCUGUCCAAGAUCUUUCGCGCACUGCCCAACAGAUUCGACGCCCCUACAGUCUACCCUGACCCCCCUCCAGCGCCCCCCUCCUCCUCCGCCCCUCCCUCCCCCCUCCUCUCUCUCCCUCCCGACCUCCUCCUCCUCUCCCUCUCCCGCCUCUCCCCCAUCGACCUCCGCUCAGCUGCUGCCACGUGUACCCGCCUGCGCCAGCUGGCAGCGCCAGCUGUACCCAGCCUGCCGCACCUCUCCCUCUUUCCGCACCAGCGGUCGGCGCUACAGUGGAUGCUGGGGAGAGAGAAGGGGGGAGUGAGGAGGGAGUGUGGGGGAGAGGGGGGGAGUGGGAUUGAGGGAGAGAGUAGGGUGCCUCAGGGGUUUGUUCGGAGUCCUUUGUUGCAUGUGCUGAGAAUGAGAGGGGAAGGGAGUGAGUGUGGUGAGAGGAGUGGAGGGAGUGAGGGGAGGGUGAUGCUAUGCGAUGUGAUUACAGGGGGGGUGAGAUUCGUAUGGGGCAAGGAGAGGAGGAACGGAAGGGGGAAGAGAAAAGGCAGAGAGUGGGAAGAGAAGGAAGUCACGCGUGAGUUGAGGGAGGGGGGAAGCCGGCUAGAGGGUGACAGCAGGGACGGGGAAGGUUUGGAGGGUUCUGGUUUGGCGAACCUGGAAACGGGCAGACGAGGCAUGGUUCUGGACCUAAGGGACAGGCUCGGCAUGGUGCCGGACGUGAGGGGAGGCUUGUUCUGUGACGAGCCUGGGCUGGGGAAGACAGUAACAGCCUUGGCACUGAUUCUCAAGACUAAGGGGCUGUUGCCCUCAGUGCCUAGGGGUUGCCGACUGGUGGUGUGUGGGCGGAAGGGAGGGAAUUGGGAGGAAGGGUGGAGAGGAGGAGAAGGAGGAGGAGGGGGGGGAAGAGGAGGAGGAGGAAAGGCGUGGAAAGGAGGGUGGUUGGGAUACUAUGAGAGGGUUUUACCAGGGGAGGAAGAGGGGAAGGGGGAGGAGAAAGGUUGGUGGGGAAGGAAGGUGCGGCACGGCAGUGAGACAGGGGAAGCCAAUGGGUUGGGGGCAGAAGGGAAUGACAUGGGCGAAGGGAGGGCGGAAACGGAGAUGGUACAGGGUGGGUAUGUAGAGGAGAGGGAGGGAGGUGAGAAUGGGUUGAAUGCGGUGCUGGGGAGCAGCAGAGGGCGCAAUGCGGUGCAGGGGAGCAACAAAGGGCGCAAUGCGGCGCAGGGGAGCAGCAAAGGGCACAAUGUGGUGCAGGGGAGCAGGAACCAACCGGAUGGCUCAGAGAGGCUUACAGCUGGGAGCAGCAUGCUGAGAAGCGUGGGCAGUAAAGGUGCUUCAGUGCUGCAAGGUGGUGCAGCUGCUUGCGAACAGGAAGGUGGUGCAACUGCGUCGACCCGGCCACAGAGGGAUAGGGGGGGCAGGAGGGGCAAGGCAUCGAGAGAGGCAGCAGAGGGGGGAGGAAAGGAGGAAGGAAAGGAAGCAGCAAAGGAGGCAGCAAAGGGGGCAGCAAAGGGGGCAGCGAUUCGAUGCGGAAAGCUGUCAAUUCCAGUGGUGCUCGCCUUGCAGGCACCCAAAACCAAGAGUCAAGUGGUUGAGCCGGAAGGGCGGGCUGGGAGAGGGGUCCGGAGGGGUUCAGAGCGGUGUGUGCGCCGGAAGCAGGGGGUAGAAGCAGCAGUUGGGACGGACUCAAGGGAAGAAGGCAGGAGGGAGGGUGAGGAGGAAGGGAGCGAGGCAGUAGGCCUUUCGGGGGGUGAUUGCGGCGAGGGUAAUGGGAUGAGGGAUAACGAAAACGAGGAUGGUGAGAGGAGAUGGAGAUGGAGCACUGGAGGUGGUGGAAGUGGCCCACGGGAUUGUACUGAUGGUGGGAAGUGUGUCGACAGGCAAGACCAUUUUGAGUUGGGAAACAGUCAGGUGGCGGGUAGAGAGGAAUGUGAGAGUGACGAUGGGGUGAGGUACCAGGUGAAGGGAGAAAGAUGGGAAGAGGAGGAGGAAGAGGUGGAUGAGGAGGAUCAUGAUGCGGAAGAGAGUAAGGAGGAGGAUGAUAGCGAUUGGGUGCCUUCUAGUGCAGGUUCUUCUGUUCGCGCAAAGGCUUCAGCAAGGGUGUCUCGUUCUUCUGCAGCCGUCACUCCUUCGGCAAAGGUCACUCCCUCUUGUGCCCACUCAAAGGGGUCUGUAAGGGUCCUUCACUCUCCAGCAGAAAUAUCACAGCAGCAGCAGCAUGGGCGGCAGCAGCAGCAGCAGGUACAGCGGCAGUGGCAGAAGCGGGGUGAGGGGGACAAUGAGGGCGAUACCGAUGCCUGCUUAUGUGUGUCACACGGUGCUGGUGGUGCUGGUGGUGCUGGUGAUGCUGGUGGUGCUGGUGGUGCUGGUGGUGCUGCUGGUGGUGCUGAUGGUGCCGACAUUGCUAAUGGUACCGAUGGCAGCAAGUGUGGCACGAGACGCUGCCUGCUUCUCUGCUUCAAAGGGCCCGAUUGUACGAGCGUCGAUGGGAGGUCUAAAUGCAGGAGCAUCAAUAAGCUUUGUAAAUGCAGGAGCGUCAAUGGCAUCUGUAAGUGCAAGAGUCUCCAGGAGUUGUCGUGUGGCAAGGAAACCACGAGCCACACGAGCAGGCAGAGCAGCAGGCUGCGUGCGAAGGGUGCUGCUCGUGACAGAGGUGUGGACAUGAGGAUUUCAGAAGUGGGUGCAGCGAGGCCGAUGCAUGCAUCCGGUUCAGGGCGUGCAGCAAGGGAUGUGGAUAUAGCGGUUGAAGUGGUUCACAGGGGCGGGACUCCCAAGCGGAGGCGCACCUCAGUGCGCGUGCGAGAGGAGGACGAGGUGAAGGGAGAACAGGAAGGGAAUCUGGAAGCGGGCAAGGAAGAGAAUGGGGAAGAGAAUAACCGAGAGGAUAAAGACGAGAUUAAGGGGGAGAAGGUAGAGAAGGCCGUUGGGGAAGAGGUCAAGAGAGCCUUUGAGUCGACUCAAAAAGAGGCAGAGAAGGACCGUGGGGAAGAGGUCAAGAAGGGACUGGGGAAGAGAGGAAGAGGGGUUUGUGGGUUGAAGGCUGAGGGGGAGGACGGGGAGGAGAAUGCGUCAGUGGUAACGGGAAAGGUAAGUUUAGGGACAGGGCAGAAGGGUGGCCAGCGGGAGGAGGGUGUAGGGGCAGGGCACAAGGCUGGGAAGGGGGAGAACGGGGAGGAGGGGGAGGUGAAGAUGCUGCAGGAGAGAGGGCAACAGGCAGAGAAGGCUGGGCAAGAAAGAGACAGCCGGUUGGUGACUGUAAAGCUGGAUUACACGUGUCUUGAGAGCCAAGAGGCCGACUACCCUGGAAAGAGGCAAGAGGUCGACUACCCUGGAAAGAGCCAAGAGGCCGACUACCCUGGAAAGAGCCAAGAGGAAGAUGGAGAGUAUGUGGAGAAGUGGAUAUGCUGUGACGAGUGUGCUAAGUGGAGGAAGGUUCCAGGAAGCUACAACUACCCGGAAAACCAGCUGUGGUUCUGCGGGCUGAACCCUGACUCUGCCCGCCGCGUUUGCUCUGAGCCAGAGGAAUCUACCAGUGCUGACACAGACAUUUCUUCACUGCCCGGAUUCUGCCCGGUCGAGGCAGCUUUUGACGGUGGGCUGCCUGCAAAUGUGUCGCUAUUCGUGGAAAAAAUCGGGGGAAGUUUUCGGAGGGCGGAAUCGGAUUUGGAGUGGAGUGACGUGGAGCAAGGGGUGAGGUGGCUGGCUCGGAUUGGUUCAGGCGAAGCAGCGAAGCUGGUUGCUGCUAGUGAGGCUGAUGGGGGGGAGGUAGGAGGAGAGAGCAGAAGGGGGCGAGGAGGAGUGGAGAGGGGUGGAGGGAGGAGGGGAAGAGGUGGAAAAGCUGGGGUUGGGCCGGGGAGUAAUGGGCUGGUCCCCCCUGGGUGUGUGAGCCGCAGUGAGUGCUGCUCCCACCUCUUCUCCUCCCUGGGGCUUGUGUGGGUGCCUGCUCCCAGCCAUGCACCCGGACACACAGGAAGGGGAAGAAGUGCUGGGGGGGUGGGUUCUGGGGGAGGUGAGUCUGGGGGAGAUGGGUCUGGGGGGGGUGGGUCUGGGGGAGGUGGGAGGAGAGGCAAUGGUGGCAGCAGAGGAGGAGGUGGUCCCAGAAUACGUGGAGGAAGAGGAGGAGGAAGAGGAGGAGGAGGUGGAGGAGGUGGAGGUGGUGGUGGUGAUGGUAAUGAUGCUGCAGCGACUGCGGCUGAGCGUACAGGUCUCGAUGUGCUCACGGGGCGCCAUGUGCUGCCCGGCCUCUGUGUACUCUCGAGUAGUCUUGGCAAUGUGGGUCGGGGCGAUGGGAGUCUGGGCAGUGGCAGUCACAGCAUUGGAGGGAGCUCCUCUCACGCCACUGCUGCAGCACCAGGGGCAAGUGCGGCUGCUGGGAAAGUAAGCUCUACUGUUGAUGGCACUUCUGCUGCUGCUGCUUCUGCUUCUGCUGGUGACGGUGAUGCUGGUGCUGUUGGUGCCGUUGUUGCUGGUGCUCUUGAUGAUUCUGCUUCUCCUGCUCUUGGCCCAUCCAGUGCUGCGAAUGGCAUCAGCAGCACAGGGAGCGGAGACAGCAGAGCAGCACAGGCAGGAGGAGCAAGGGGAAGAGCUGCAGGCAGAGCAGCAAGAGGAGCAGCAGGGAGAGGCAGAGGAGCCACCACCCCAAGGUCAAAGCCCUUUCAGUCGACGAAUGGAGCUGGGGGCUCGUGGGUGCUUCCUCCCUCACUCUCUGCCCAUCUUACCUUCGACUUCGAGUCCUUCAGACGUGCUCAUGCAAUUGUGGAGGGGCAGGGCGGUCAGGGAGGUGUGGUAGGGCGAAGGGGAGAGAGGCUUGGGAAAGCCUUUGAGGAUUGCCAAAUUCAAAGGGGGAGGGGAAGCAAGACCGUUCCUGGUGCUGCUGCUGGUGAAUCUGCUUCUGGUGGUGACGUGGCACCUAGGGAAUAUCAUUUCGUUUCGUCCGCCACUCUGAUUGUGGUCCCCACCACGCUCGUCAGCCAUUGGCUGACGCAGAUCUCGCGCCACGUGGCGCCGGGGGCUCUGCGUGUGUGCGUGUACGACGGGGCCAAUCAGAAGGCGCCAGCUGUCCACAGCCUGGCAUGGGAUUACGAUGUGGUGGUUACCACAUUCUCGAGUGAGGGUAUGUGGUGGGAUUCAGAGGAGGAGGGGGAGGAGGAAGAGGGGGAGGAAGAGGAGGAGGGAUGGGAGGGCGCGAGGACAGGGGAGAGUGCAGAGAAAGCCAAGCAGGAAAAGGAGGCGCAAAGGCCAAAUGAAAGAGGGGCGGGUUCUGGAGAGCAAAGCGGGAGGGGGGCUAAGAGAAAGCGGUGCCGACAAGCAGACGAGAGAAGGGAGAAAAGCGAGAGGAGCGAGAGAAGCGCCAACCAGAUGAGUGCUCCAAGGGAACGCAGUCCCAGAUGCAGACAAGCAGAGCCACUUGCCUGGCAGCUAGGUGGAUGGCAGGACGGCGGCGGACGGCGCUCGCAGCGGUCAGCCAAAAAGCGGGUCCGGCUGGGAGUGAAGGAGAGCCGUCGGAUCGCGUCCCCGCUGCUGCGGAUCCAUUGGCUGAGAGUGAUUCUGGAUGAGGGCCACACGCUGGGUGCCAGCCUGGCAGCCACCAACAAGCUGCGCAUGGCCGUGGCUUUAAGAGCUGCAAGGCGGUGGAUACUCACAGGGACGCCCACUCCCAGCACUCCCACCAGCCAGGUAGCGCACCUUUUCCCGCUGCUCUCCUUCCUGCACGAGCCCAUCUACGGCCGCCAGCAGGGCCUGUGGGAGAGGGCGGUGCAGAGGCCAUUCGAGGCAGGCCGGCCCGAGGGGAGGCAACGGCUGGUGCAGGUGCUAACCCGGUGCAUGUUCCUGGGGCAGAAGAAGGACGUGCUCUCCAUCCCGCCUUGCGCGAGGAAGGUGAAGCUGCUCUCCUUCUCCCCCCAGCACGCCGCCUCCUACAACGAGUUCGUGGAGACCGUUCAGCGCAACUUGCUGCUGGCUGACUGGAUGGACCCCUCCCACGAGGAGUCCCUCCUGAACCCCCGCAACCUGAAGCAGGCCAAGCAGACCCUUAACAACGUGCGCCUCUCCUGCUGCGUCGCCGGGCACAUGGAAAGUUACGACCUGCCCGGGGACAUUGACGAGACGAUGCAGCAGCUGGUGCAGGGGGCGCUGGAGCCUGGUUCGGGCAGGUUUGAGGAGAUUCGGGCAGCGUUGAAGGGAGGAUGCUGCUGUGAAAGGUGUGGGGAGUGGGCCCGGCUCCCUAUAGUCACCCCCUGUGCGCACCUCCUGUGCAUCACGUGUGUGGCCACGGACAAGCACGCUUGCGCCACGCCGGGGUGUGGCCGGCAGUACAGGAUGCAGGAGCCCAAGGACAUGAAGAGACCAGAGAAUGCCAACCCCAAGUGGAGCGUGCCGCAGGACCUGAUCGAGCUGCAGCCAUCGUAUGAACAGAGGGAGUGGCACCUGGAGUGGCAGGAGACAGCGAGCUCCAAGGUGGAUUACCUCAUCUCCCAGCUGCGCCUGCUGGCUCCCCCCACCCUCGCCUCCACCGUAUCACCACUGUUCCCGCCACAAGCACAACCGCCACUGCCAUCACCCUCUGUAGUGUCAGCAUCAGCAGAGAGAGAGUCAGCCGAGAAGCUGCCUUCUGUGCCCUCUGCAGCACCAGCAGGGCAAGAUUCAUGUGCGCAAGUGGCAGCUGCCCCUGUGCCUGCUGCACGCUCCUCUGCUUCCCCUUCUCCCGCUCCUCCUUCCCCUGCCUCUACGGCUGCUACGCAUGCCACUGCUUCCCAUGCUGCAGAGGGCAGCAGGGGCAUUAGGGGAGUGCUGCAGCAAGGGCAAUGCAUGGGCCAGAGAGAUGAUACGAAGGGGAGGUGUGGUGGGGAGGAGGAGGGGAGGAGUGGGGGAGAGAAGGCGAUAGUGUUCACCCAGUUUUUGGAGCACAUUGCGCUGCUGGAGGCCCAGCUCACACUAGCAGGAGUUAACUUCGCCGGACUCUACAGUCCGCGGCCUCAGUCUGUUAAGAUGCAGGAGCUGCUUCGGUUCCAGCACGACCCAUCGUGCCGCGUGCUUCUAAUGGACGGCACGGGGUCGCUGGGCCUCGACCUCUCCUUUGUGUCCCGCGUUUUCCUCAUGGAGCCCGUGUGGGACCCCAGUGUGGAGGAGCAGAUGGUGUCCCGGGCGCACCGCAUGGGCGCCUCUCGACCAAUCACAGUGGAGACACUCGCCAUGGCAGGCACGCUGGAAGAGCACAUGCUGCAGAUUCUGCAGGUAUUUCUGGUGCAGGUAGAUCCGGUGCAGGAAGAUCCGGUGCAGGUAGAUUCGGUGCAGGUAGAUCCGGUGCAUGUAGAUCCGAUGCAGGUAGAUGUGGUGCCUGUUUUUGCGGCGCAGCGUCUUCCUGACAGCGGAGCCCAAGCGAAACAGAGGCAGGCGCGGGAGGCGGUGGCGCGCAACGCCAUUCUGCUCGCUCUCAGGCUCGUCCGCACUGCCGACUCCUCCCGCCCGCUCUCGCCCUCCCUAGCCAUAUCCCCCGCCAAAGCCGUUUGUCCCGUCAAAUACACCUCCCCCGCCAAGCCCCUCUAUUCCCCUAAACCCCUGCUGUCCCACCAACCCCUCCCUCGCGCCCACCUCUCUUUCUCGCUGCCUGCAUGUCCCCUGCCACCUCCUGGCCUUGCUCUCGCUGAUCCCUUUCCCCCUGCUGCCUGCUCUCCGCCCAACGGGUGCUCUUCACCUCUUACCCAAGGCCCUUUGGUGGCUCACAAGCACUAUUCAACCCUUGAGGAAGGCUUAGCUGAGGUAGGCACAGCUGAGGGAGGCACAGCUGGUGUCCCCACGCUGGAUGCAUGCAGCAGCAUGUGCUCUCUGCUUGGCGCUGCCACAGCAGUCAUUGCAGCCAGGGCAGCGGAAGAAGGGGCAGCUGAUGUGGCAGGGAUAGUUGAUGUUGCAGGGGCAGCUGAUGUGGCAGGGGCAGCUGCUCUUGAUGCUUUAGACUCUGGUACUGGCAGCAGGAGCGAAGGGAGCGAUGGUGCCGCUGCUGCAGGGCAGGCAGGAGGUGGCGACAGGGCAAGGGAGGGGGGGGGCAAUCCUAACACAGAACGAAGGGGAAAGACUUCCAUCGAAGAGGAUAGGGAAGGCAGCGUUGGCAUUCUAGGAGUGGAGGGGGAUGAACCCAAGGUGAAGCGGAGAAGGCGAGUGGUGUGGUUUGCAGAUGAAGGCGUGCAGCCGGAAUUGCUGGCGAGGGUGCUCAAACCCACGGAUGAUUGACUACGGUACACCACACCACGGGAGCCUGCAUGGAAACGCUGGGAGUGGAGUGAGAUGAUGGAUUGACUGUGAGGUGGAGAAGGUGAGUCGUGCGAUGAGCACAUGAAGGUGUGCAUCCGGAACUGUUGGGACGGGUGCUCCAACUAGCAGCCGAAUGAUUCUGGUGUGCCAGCACCAGGAGGCUACUGUACUGUACAUGUUUUGUUAGGCAUCUUAAAGCUCAAAAGCUAUGUAGUGAAGACGGCUUCAGUUUCAGUGCUAUGUGUAGCUGCCUGGUAUGUGUACAUAGCUUAUCUUAACUGUUACUACAGAAUCCACUGACACAAAUAAUUCUCUACAUGGUUG
Messenger RNA from Closterium sp. NIES-67, 10295 nucleotides. Lineage: Eukaryota; Viridiplantae; Streptophyta; Zygnematophyceae; Desmidiales; Closteriaceae. The record is from the annotation of a GenBank genome assembly.